AUGUCUUUAGUACAUUCCAAUUUUGACUUUUUGAAUAAACCUUGGUGGAGACCAGAUUAUGAUGACCACGGUUUCAUGGAAGUUCAUCGAGAACGUUAUUUAAUCGAAUGCGUUUCAGCGGAAUGCCCUUCUCGUUCUUCGCACCUAGCUAAAAAAGUUCAAAAUCUUCAAGAUACAAUUAACGACAUUUUUCCGUCAAUCUUCUUUCCAAACCCCAAUCGUCCAAUGGAUUGCUUUACGCCUUUGCUUGCACAGCAUUUGCAUAAACGCGUUGGAAAUGGGUUGAUUGAAAAUGCGGGUCGAUACAGAACGCGAUACGUUAUGGCAGCGCAAGAAAAUUAUGUUUAUCUGGCACAUUAUUUGAUAGAGAACAGAAUAGAAGAGCUAUUCCAUCAAUGUCGAGUAAAAUUUGGGAAAAAGGAGCUGGGGUUAGAUGAAGCUAUCAAAUUUUGGGCGUGUUUUCUAACACACUUCUUGUAUAUCCACCCUUUUAUUAAUGGAAACGGGAGAGUGGCUAGGUUACUCUUGAGCUAUUUGCUAUCGAACUUUACUGUUGUGCCACUUUCGUUGUACACUGGAACGAGAACAAGGGAGUUAUAUUUACAGUGUCUGCGUGAAACGAGGUAUCAAGAUCCAUUCAUGCCCAACGCACUCGCUACUUAUAUACUUGAGAAUGUAUACAUGACAUCUUAUAACAUAUGUGCAUUGAUGGAUCUAAAUGUUCCAAGUAAUGAUUAA
Funneliformis geosporum is the source of this 738-nucleotide messenger RNA. Lineage: Eukaryota; Fungi; Glomeromycota; Glomeromycetes; Glomerales; Glomeraceae. The record is from the annotation of a GenBank genome assembly.